This is a messenger RNA of Scophthalmus maximus (turbot), 1607 nucleotides long. It is a transcript of the gene rabac1, whose product is annotated as Rab acceptor 1 (prenylated). The transcript is spliced from 6 exons. The record is from RefSeq and is a predicted model, not a curated record. Lineage: Eukaryota; Metazoa; Chordata; Actinopteri; Pleuronectiformes; Scophthalmidae. Bases 170 to 793 code for a protein of 207 amino acids. Gene Ontology annotation, cellular component: Golgi apparatus.
AUGGAAACGCCCCCGCAGACGACAGCAGUUCUCUGUGCCGUCAGUAGAUGGCGGUGUUGUGCGUCCAGGCAGCAGGAAGUUCAGUAACACCCACAUCACAUCCGCGAAACAAAACAGCAACAAAAGGUCUCAGACUGUCCCACCAAACUUCUGCCCAGCGAGUGUAUAGAUGCCAUCUGGAGCGCCAAAGGGGGAGAACUGUCUUGUAGACAUGGACAGCAAGGCAGGAGACCUGUUCAGUGCUGAAGAUGCUCAUCCAACUGGGACAGGUGGAGCUGGAGUCUUGGCAAAGCUCUGGCUCCCCAAAGGCUUCUCAGUCAGUAUGGCCAAAGAGUGGGUCGACAGGCGUCGCGCGUCCAUUCGACCAUGGGCCGGCUUUGUGGACCAGCGCAAGUUUUCCAAACCCCGCAAUUUUGGAGAGAUGUGUCAGAGGGUGGUGAAAAAUGUGGACACUUACAACAGCAACUAUACCUUCAUCUUCCUGGGUCUCAUCCUCUACUGCAUAAUCAGCUCUCCCUUGCUGCUGAUUGCCCUGGCUGUGUUUGCCGGUGCCUUCUACAUAAUCCACCUCAAGUCCCUGGAGUCAAAACUGGUUGUCUUUGGCAAGGAGCUGACGGUCCCUCACCAGAUGAGCCUGGCUGGAGCUGUGUCUCUCCCUGUGUUCUGGUUGGCUGGAGCUGGAGCCGCAGUCUUUUGGGUUCUGGGAGCGACGCUGUUUGUGAUCGGCACUCAUGCGGCGUUCCGUGAGCUGGAGCCGUCCGAAAUGGAAGAGCUCUUGAUGGAGUCGGUGUGAGGAGCAGGCCGAACACUCAGCAGGUGCAUGUCGACGAUCAGUCCACACUUUGACCCUAUCAACGUGGUAGCCGAAAGGGGUUUGACAUCAACUACUCUGAGGUCUGAACCAUAGCUCCAUGUGAAUUCGGCAUUCCCUGUAUUUGACAUAUUCCAGUGUAUCAAGAAUGACCCCUGUCCAUCCUCUGAAAUAGUUGUUGUUACAGACUGUAUUGCUUUUUUCCAAACUCAUUUGUACACACCCUGUAACUUUCCAUAUGUGCAAAUAAUGAAUUUGUUAAUGGGUAUUUAAGCACACUCUCAUACAGAUUAUAUGCCUUUUUCUUCACAUCGGAUGCCUCUGGUUUGCGUCACUUUGCGUCACCUUUUGCUCCCUGCAGCGUCCCUUAUGAAGUGACAUUGUUCUGCUUAUUUAUCUCUUUGCUAUACUCUCUGCUGUAGACGUCCAUCUCUUUUAUUAUGUACAUGUAAUGUUCACACUUCUGAACUCCUAAAAAUAAGAAUUUUUCCAAAGACAAAUUACAAUUUAAAGCUUUAAAAAAAAUAUGCCUCUUAAAAUGAUCUUUUACAAUAAAAAGCAGGACGCUUUUUAAAGAGACUUCAAAAACAGAUUUGGUGCAGGUUAUUAUGGUACUUUUCGUACGUGUGCAUAUCUAUUAACUCUGCUUGCAACAUUCAGAUCUGGAGGUCAUUCUGCAAACCUGAAAUAUUUCUUUUAUGAAAUGAAUCAUUAAUUUGUUUAAAUUUCGAUAAGUUUAGUUUUUUUUGUAUUUAAAUUUCAUUUUGAAAGUGCAAUAAACCCACGAUGUAAAGAA